UUUGUUUUACGAGUUUCCAUUCAUUAUUUGCAUCGCCGAUCAACGUGAAUACAAAACAAAUUGUACCUUGUGGUUCUAGCUGAUUCUAGACCUCCAUUAUCAGCCACUCGAUUCUCCGAUAAGGCCGUAAAGUAAAACGCAAAAGCAUCGUCACCAUUUCCGAUUCGCAAGUUUGUCUUUUUAUUAUUACCGUAAUAAAAGAGACGUUGGGAGAUUGUAGGUAGAUAAACAUAAACGGGUAAAAUGGAGAAAGAGGGAAGACAAGAGUUUUUCUUGGAGGAUGAAUAUGAAGAAGAAGAAAACAUUGAAGAGAUCAUCAAUAAAAAUAGCAGUAGUUGUGGCACGGAUGAUGACGACGUUAAUGGAGAUGGAGAGGGAGAAGGAGAUAAAGGCUCUGAUCCUACCUCCUUAUGUUCUGACCAGUGGCCUCAAAGUUACAGGGAGACAAUUGAUUCUUACUCGAUUGCAGCAUCACCAAACUUUGGAAGCCUCAUACCUUCAACAACAUCCAAUAUUAUGUAUACAAGCUUUUUGAGUCAAAGAAGAAACAGUGUAGAGGUGGAUGCAAAAUCUCCUUUAUUGCCUGAAUAUGGAAGUGUUCAUAAGAAGGAAGACUUGGCAAGGAAAUCAAUUACUCAGUCAUUAUGGUCAGAAAGAGCUUCACUUCGUGAAGAAUUACCUAUUGCUCAUGGAUGUAGCUUUACUCAAACUAUAUUCAAUGGAAUUAACGUAAUGGCUGGAGUUGGGCUUCUGUCAACGCCUUAUACGGUAAAAGAAGCAGGGUGGAUAAGUUUGAUAGUGCUUUUGAUGUUUGCAGUUGUCUGUUGUUAUACAGCAUCACUCAUGAGAUACUGCUUUGAGAGCAAAGAAGGCAUCGUUACCUACCCAGACAUUGGUCAAGCUGCCUUUGGCAAAUAUGGACGUCUUUUUGUAUCAAUCAUCUUGUACACAGAAUUAUAUUCAUAUUGUGUAGAAUUUAUUAUUUUGGAAGGGGAUAAUCUCACUAGGUUAUUCCCUGGAGCAUCCUUGGCUUGGCCUGGUUUUCAGCUGGACAGUAUGCACCUUUUCGGAAUUUUAACUGCUGUCAUUGUUCUGCCUACUGUUUGGUUGAGGGAUCUUCGUGUAAUCUCAUAUCUUUCAGCUGGAGGGGUCAUUGCAACAAUCUUAAUAGCACUUUGUGUGCUUUUCCUUGGUACGAGGGAUGACAUUGGUUUUCAUCAAACUGGUGAAGUAGUGAACUGGAGUGGUAUUCCAAUUGCAAUUGGUAUUUACGGGUUUUGCUACUCAGGGCACUCUGUGUUUCCCAAUAUAUACCAAUCAAUGGCUGAUAAAACAAAAUUUACUAAGGCAUUGAUAGUAUGUUUUGCUUUGUGCACUAUAAUUUAUGGCGGUGUUGCAGUGAUGGGAUUUCUUAUGUUUGGCCAAGGUACCUUGUCCCAAAUAACUUUGAAUGUACCACCUCACAGCUUUGCUUCUAAAGUUGCAGUAUGGACGACAGUUGUCAACCCAUUCACUAAGUAUGCACUCUUGAUGAACCCAUUGGCCAGGAGUAUAGAGGAGCUACUGCCUGACAGACUUUCUAAUAGUUAUUGUUGCUUCAUUCUUCUAAGGACUGUACUCGUCAUUUCUUCUGUUUGUGCUGCUUUUCUCCUUCCCUUUUUCGGUCUUGUGAUGGCUUUAAUUGGUUCCCUUCUCAGUAUACUUGUGGCUGUAAUAGUGCCAGCUUUGUGUUUCAUAAAAAUCGUGGGGAGGAAAGCUACUAGAACACAGAUUGUUUUGAGCACAGCAACAGCUGCCUUAGGCAUCAUUUGUGCAAUUUUGGGGACAUAUUCAUCUGUGGCAAAGAUCCUUGAGAGUUACUGAUAUUAAAAAUUCUACAUGAUUUGAAUAGUUUGCCCCUUACAAUUGAACAGAAUGCCCCCAGAAAUUUUACGUUGCAAUUACUGAAGGACAGAAAUUUUAGUAUCUCAACCAUCGGUGUUCCUCCAUGAGGGCAGCCUUCAUUUCUGAAUAUGACACUCGUGUAUUAUUUACCAGCAUUAAUUAAAUAGGAACUCUUGUGUGUGUUCUGAA
This is a messenger RNA of Mangifera indica (mango), 2073 nucleotides long. RefSeq names its product amino acid transporter AVT1A-like. Lineage: Eukaryota; Viridiplantae; Streptophyta; Magnoliopsida; Sapindales; Anacardiaceae. The transcript is spliced from 12 exons. Bases 244 to 1863 code for a protein of 539 amino acids. The record is from RefSeq and is a predicted model, not a curated record. Gene Ontology annotation, cellular component: plasma membrane.